Messenger RNA from Cornus florida, 420 nucleotides. RefSeq lists its product as uncharacterized. The transcript has 2 exons. Lineage: Eukaryota; Viridiplantae; Streptophyta; Magnoliopsida; Cornales; Cornaceae. Gene Ontology annotation, molecular function: nucleic acid binding; zinc ion binding. The record is from RefSeq and is a predicted model, not a curated record. Bases 1 to 420 code for a protein of 139 amino acids.
AUGAGGGAUAUAGCUGCCCAAAUGAACUCAUUGGAGUUCACUUUUUCAGAGACAUUCCUUUUCCAAUUUAUACUCAACUCCUUGCCUGCUGAAUAUGGGUCAUUCAAGAUUUCUUAUAACACGCAUAAGGAAAAAUGGUCAGUUAAGGAAUUGCUUACCAUGUGUGUUCAAGAGGAGGGGAGAUUGAAUCAGGAGAAGCUAGAAAGUACUCACCUAGUGACUCAUAGAAAGGGACAUAUCAAAAAGGGUAUGCAAUUUAAGAAGAAGGGGAAUGCAUCAACUAGCAAAGUUGAUGAUAAGGGUACCAUCAAGUGCUUCUUCUGCAAAAAGAAAGGGCACAUGAAAAAGGAAUGCCUUAAGUAUAAGGCUUGGCUGCUUAAAAAGGGGUUCAAUCAACCUAAGGAGACCGACGAAAAGUGA